Letharia columbiana is the source of this 474-nucleotide messenger RNA. RefSeq lists its product as uncharacterized. The transcript has 3 exons. The record is from RefSeq and is a predicted model, not a curated record. NCBI's taxonomy places the organism in Eukaryota, Fungi, Ascomycota, Lecanoromycetes, Lecanorales, Parmeliaceae. The coding region runs from base 1 to 474 and encodes 157 amino acids.
AUGGCAAUGAUUCUGCAAUGCGUCGGGAGUGAUGGCAGACCAUUACCAUACUUCUUCAGAGGACCUCCCGGAAAGCUCAACACCUCUGCUUGUUUGACGUUGGACUACAGUUAUCCCUGCAGCUACCACUGCAUCGGUUUGUGCAUGCCAUGGAAAGCCGGCCAUGCCACGGCAGUGGCACCGAUGAUCCUGGUGGAUAAAGCGAGGCUGUUGGCGGAGGACCAAGCAGAGUUCGGGGUGCAGCCGUAUGCGGACUUGAAGCCAGACGAGAGAGCCCAGUGGUGGCGCUAUUACGCCCGAUUAGCGGCCGUGGGCAUGGACCACGACCCCGACGAUCCGCAAAAUGGGAAAACUCGAGCUAAACUUCGAAAGCUGCGUGGGCUGGCGAUCGGAAGGCAUGAUUGGUGGGCGAGCAAGCGACCGUUGGCACCAGCACCUCCGCCGCCGCCAAAUGCAGGCAUGCCAUCAGCUUGA